AUGCCUUUUGGCCUGAAGAAUGCGCUCCAGAUCUAUCAACGUAUGAUCGAUAACGCGCUAUAUGGGUUCACCCGGAUCCCGAAGUCGGAGGAUCACGGAGGUACUGCGGAUGUAUUUGAGGAUGGGGAACCGGUGGAUCCAGGCAGGUCUUCGGUGCUUGGUCGCAGAUCAUAUAUCGAUGACAUCCUGAUCCCCGCUAAUAGUUGGGAUCAACUAUGUGAUCGAGUCGAGGAGUUGCUCGAAGCAUGUGACAAAUGGAACCUGUCGAUCAGCGUGGAUAAAAGUUUCUGGAGGAUGCCCAAGGUGGAAUACCUUGGACAUAAGGUCUCGCACAAUGGACUGGAGGCGAAUCCGAAAGACCUGUCUGCAUUAACCGAUCUAGCUUUUCCAGGAUCACUCAGAGCUAUGCAAUCAUUUCUGGGGAGUCUGAACUAUUAUAGCAAUUUUAUCGAAGACUACGCGAUCUACGCGUCGGUUCUGUACGAAUUGCGAGAAAUCGACUUUGCUGCGAUGGCGAAAGAGACGACUCAGGGGCGGAUCCAACAAAUACUGGAAGCAGAAGGUGUGGAUCCAAGAUCACAGGAAGAUCGGGAUGUCGACCACCGAAGCACCUUGGAUCUGGAGGCGUCGGAUCCUACGGAGGUAGAUCCACGUUGGAUCCAUGCUCAUCGGUCCUUCAACGUGCUCAAGAUCAGGAUUGCUACAACUCCGAUCUUACGACACUUUGACCCAGAUCGGAAAGCUACGGUGGUGGUGUACGCCAGCGACUGGGCCAUUUCGGGAGCCUUGAUGCAAGAAUACGACCAGAUCUACUACCCCGUGACGUUUGCGAGCCGCACUCCGAAGUUGAAUGAGCUAAACUACGGCGUCGCGGAGAAGGAAGUACUAGCUCUUCUGAGGAUCCUGGAUCUGAAUUACAAUGCGUUGGCUGGGCGUCCGAUCCAUGUGUUAACCCGACACUCAACAUUGGCGUGGCUCUUCAGAUCCACGGCUUUACAAGGACGUCUGGGGCAAUGGGCCGCUCUGUUGUCGCCUUGUACACUUGAGAUUACUAAGUGUGUCAAAGGAGAGGACGAAAUCUUGGAAGCACUGGCAGCCGAUCAGAAGUUGGAUAAGGCGUUGAUCUCAAUCGCCCCCAAAAAGGAGCCAAGACGCAAGAUCCAAGCUCCGAUCCCCACUAUCGGACGAGAUGAGGAACUAUAUGUCGUCAGUUUCGAUGGAUCAGCCCGUGUCAAGAGGGGUGGAGGCGCCUAUAGCGCGAUCUUGUGGAGAUUGCCCGAAUGGAGGGUGUUGAAAGCUAGAUCAGGGUAUGCCGAAGGCUUGAAGGCGAAUGAGGCAGAAUACCAUGGGUUGUUACUAUGUCUGGAUCUGUUGGAGGAUUUGAAUCCACAGCGUCUGGUGAUCUGCGGAGACGCAAACCUGGUGAUCCGACAAGUACAAGGAGAGAUCGAUUGUAAGGCGCCAGAUCAUGACCUAUUGCACGUCAAACGGGACUGGAAUGGGAGUGCUGACAGCCUAGUAAGUGCUGCUCUACAACGGCAAUGCGGGAUCGAGAUAGAGUCUGAUGCAGAGAUCCAGGAUCUCAUAACUUUAAAUAGGUUGGAUGAGAUCCUGAUAGUGAACGUCGAAGAAGAAACUGGACGGGUAUCAGCGGUGACGGCCCGAUCUAAGGCUAGAUCGAGGAAGUAUCUAAUCGGGGAGAUCCGGGAUCUGACACAAGAAGAAGCUAGAAUGUUCGGAUCUAUUGCCAUGAAUUACGACGUGGAUCAGCUGGAUCUAUUCUUCUAUUGCCCGACAUAUAAGGAAGCAGCCGCAGCUCGAGAUAAGCUGAUGCGACUAGUGAUACUUGAGACGCUUCAACAGGACAUUCUGCACCACUAUCAUACGAGUCUACAGGGCGGUCACCAAGGGGUCGGCCGCACCUACGAUCGGAUCCGUGAUCACUUCCACUGGAGGGGUCUGUACAAGAGUGUACAACGAUAUGUGGGGGAAUGCGUCGACUGUGAGACAGGCAAAGGAAGACCUCGGAUCCAGGGUGAUUCGCCUGGUAACCUUCAGGCAACGUACCCAUUUCAGAUCAUUGCCAUGGAUCAUAUACGCUCGCUGCCUAGAUCCUUCUACGUGUACAACGAUAUGUGGGGGAAUGCGAAACAGGUAAAGGAAAACCACGGAUCCAGGGCCACGUACCCAUUUCAGACCAUUGCCAUGGAUCACAUACCCUCGCUACCUAGAUCCUUCAACGGCAAUACUGAGUUGUUGAUUUUCGUGGAUCUGUUCUCGGGGUACGUGAUCGCCAAAGCUAGUGCUUCCAGAUCCGCCCAAACGAUUGCCGAGACUUACGAAGAAUGUGUCUUUCGUCGAUUUGGCGCGAGCGAGGUGAUCCGACAUGAUCGGGAGCCAGGCUCUAUGUAUGAUUUCUUUAAGUCGUUCAACAGGAUCCUGGGACAACGCCAACGGGCUACUAUGGCAUAUAGGCCCCAAGCCAAUGGAUCUGCGGAACAUAUGGCCCAGACAACUACCAGAGCGCUCAAG
This is a messenger RNA of Phytophthora megakarya, 2532 nucleotides long. The record is from the annotation of a GenBank genome assembly. NCBI's taxonomy places the organism in Eukaryota, Oomycota, Peronosporomycetes, Peronosporales, Peronosporaceae.